UCACGCCGCUGGGCGGGGCCUGCCGGGAGGGGCGGGGCCGCCGGAGAGCAGCCGGCGAGGGAAAGGGCUGCCCGUGCCUGCAGCGCCCCGCAGCGGUCACGGCCGGAAGCGGCCUCGUCGGCCCUGCGGCGCCGGAGCCCCUGACGCACGGAGCUCGAGAGCGAGCACGGGAGAGAAAGGGGCAGACAUGGCGGCUCCGCUCGGCUCCCGCUGAGGAGGGCGAAGCGGGUGGAGGGCUCAGCCGGCUGCCUGCCUGCCUGGCGCGCUGCUCCCGCCUCCUCGCCGCUCGCCUUCUCCCGUCGACUGCGCGUCGCCCGCCCUGCUGUCGCCUGUCGUCCUCGCCUGCGCUCCUGCGGCGUCCGGGCUCGUCUCCCGGCCCGGCUCCCCGGGCCCUGACGCCCGGCCGGCGGGCCGCCGUGCACGGCUCCCCGGGCGCGGCGGCGGCGGGCGCGCUGGGACCCGUCCUGCUGGCCGGACCAUGGUGAACACCCGGAAGAGCUCUCUGCGCCUUCUCGGGUCCAAGUCGCCUGGGCCCGGGCCCGGAGCCGGCGCCGAGGCCGGGGCGACGGGAGGCAGCAGCCAUUUCAUCUCCUCUCGGACCCGCUCCUCCAAGACCCGCGCCGCCAGCUGCCCGGCCGCCAAGGCCGGCGGGGGAGGCGGCGCCGGCGGCGCUGCGGACGAGGCCCGGAAAUCUGAAGUUGAUGGUAGUUUAAGUGAUAGCCACGUGUCUCCUCCAGCCAAACGCACUUUGAAACAACCUGAUUCUGUUUGCAAAGACAAAUCAAAAUCACGAAGUACUGGUCAGCGAGAGGAAUGGAACAUAACUGGACAGGCCAGGUUAACUUCUCAGCCUGGUGCUACGUUAUCAAACGGACACAGUAGUCUAUCCCUUCGAAGCCAUCCCCUUCGAGGGGAAAAGAAGGGGGAUGGAGACCUUUCUUGUAUGAAUGGUGACAUGGAAGUCAGAAAAAGUUGCCGUUCCAGGAAAAACAGAUUUGAAAGCGUGAACCAGAGUUUGUUAUUUGACCAACUAGUAAAUAGUACUGCUGAAGCUGUACUGCAAGAAAUGGACAACAUUAACAUUAGACGGAAUCGUCGAUCAGGAGAAGUAGAACGACUUCGAAUGUGGACAGAUACAGAAUUUGAAAACAUGGAUAUGUAUUCAAGAGUGAAAAGGCGAAGAAAGUCACUGAGAAGAAAUAGUUAUGGGAUUCAGAAUCAUCACGAAGUCUCUACUGAAGGUGAAGAAGAAGAAUCUCAAGAGGAGGAUGGAGAUAUAGAAGUUGAAGAGGCAGAAGGAGAAGAAAAUGACAGACCAUAUAAUUUGAGACAAAGAAAAACAGUGGAUCGAUACCAAGCACCUCCAAUAGUACCAGCUCAUCAAAAAAAGAGGGAAAACACGCUGUUUGAUAUUCACAGAUCUCCAGCAAGAAGAAGCCAUAUCAGGAGAAAGAAGCAUGCUAUUCAUAGUAGUGACACAACUUCUUCUGAUGAAGAACGUUUUGAAAGAAGGAAAUCAAAGAGCAUGGCAAGAGCGAGAAAUAGGUGUUUGCCUAUGAAUUUAAGAACAGAAGAUUUAGCCAGUGGUAUUCUCCGAGAACGUGUUAAAGUGGGUGCAAGUUUGGCUGAUGUUGAUCCAAUGAACAUUGAUAAAUCAGUACGGUUUGAUAGCAUAGGUGGAUUGAGCCAUCAUAUUCAUGCACUAAAGGAAAUGGUAGUAUUUCCACUAUUAUAUCCAGAAAUUUUUGAAAAAUUUAAAAUUCAGCCUCCAAGGGGCUGUUUGUUUUAUGGACCUCCUGGCACAGGUAAAACCUUGGUUGCCAGAGCACUAGCUAAUGAGUGCAGUCAAGGAGACAAAAAGGUGGCUUUUUUUAUGCGAAAAGGAGCAGACUGUCUGAGCAAGUGGGUGGGUGAAUCAGAAAGGCAACUUAGGCUUCUUUUUGAUCAGGCAUAUUUGAUGAGACCUUCUAUAAUAUUUUUUGAUGAAAUAGAUGGAUUAGCUCCAGUUCGCUCUAGCAGACAAGAUCAGAUUCACAGCUCUAUAGUGUCAACCCUCCUUGCUCUUAUGGAUGGAUUAGAUAAUAGGGGUGAAAUUGUUGUUAUUGGUGCUACAAAUAGACUUGACUCUAUAGACCCUGCUCUCAGGAGACCUGGUCGUUUUGACAGAGAAUUCCUUUUCAACUUGCCUGAUCAAAAGGCAAGAAAACACAUAUUACAGAUUCAUACCAGGGAUUGGAAUCCAAAAUUGUCAGAUGCUUUUUUAGGUGAAUUGGCUGAAAAAUGUGUUGGGUAUUGUGGAGCUGAUAUCAAGGCCCUGUGCACUGAAGCUGCCCUGAUUGCCCUGCGGAGGCGUUACCCCCAGAUCUAUGCCAGCAGCCACAAACUGCAGCUAGAUGUGUCCUCCAUAGUGCUCAGUGCUCAAGAUUUUUACCAUGCAAUGCAGAACAUUGUGCCUGCUUCCCAGCGUGCUGUCAUGUCUUCGGGACAUGCACUGUCCCCCAUCAUAAGGCCACUGCUAGAAAGAAGCUUCAACAAUAUCCUCGCAGUCUUGCAAAAAGUGUUUCCUCAUGCUGAAAUUAGCCAGAGUGACAAGAAAGAAGAUAUAGAUACUCUAGUUUUAGAUGAUAGUGAAGAUGAGAAUGCUCUAUCAAUUUUUGAGACCAGUUGUCACUCAGGAUCACCAAAGAAACAGUCAUCAGCUGCUGCUGUACAUAAAUCCUACCUUCAUUUUACAAUGUCACCAUAUCAUCAGCCAACCUCUUACAGGCCAAGAUUAUUGCUGUCUGGAGAACGAGGCUCAGGUCAAACUUCUCACCUUGCUCCAGCGCUUUUGCACACUCUAGAAAAAUUCUCUGUGCACAGACUAGAUCUCCCAGCACUUUAUUCAGUUAGUGCCAAAACACCUGAAGAAUCAUGUGCACAGAUUUUUCGUGAAGCUCGGAGAACAGUACCUAGUAUUGUUUACAUGCCUCACAUUGGUGAUUGGUGGGAAGCUGUUAGUGAAACUGUGAGAGCAACUUUUCUGACCUUGCUACAAGAUAUACCAUCAUUUUCACCUAUAUUUCUGUUGUCUACCUCUGAAACCAUGUACAGUGAACUUCCUGAAGAGGUUAAAUAUAUCUUUAGAAUACAGUAUGAAGAGGUCUUGUAUAUUCAAAGGCCUACUGAAGAAGACAGAAGAAAAUUUUUCCAAGAAUUGAUUCUUAAUCAGGCAUCAGUAGCUCCACCACGAAGGAAACACGCUGGUCUUUGUGCUAUGGAAGUGCUUCCUCUUGCACUACCUUCUCCACCUCGUCAAUUAUCAGAAUCAGAAAAAAUUCGGAUGGAGGACCAGGAGGAAAAUACUUUAAGAGAGUUGCGGUUGUUUCUCAGGGAUGUAACCAAGAGGCUGGCCACAGAUAAACGCUUUAACAUCUUCAGCAAACCGGUGGAUAUUGAAGAGGUUUCAGAUUAUCUUGAAGUAAUCAAGGAACCAAUGGAUUUAUCAACAAUAAUAACUAAAAUUGAUAAGCAUAAUUACCUGACUUCAAAAGAUUUCCUGAAAGAUAUUGACCUCAUCUGUAGUAAUGCUUUAGAAUACAAUCCAGAUAAGGACCCAGGAGAUAAAAUAAUUAGACACAGGGCUUGUACCCUGAAGGACACUGCACAUGCCAUCAUUGCAGCUGAACUGGAUCCAGAAUUUAAUAAACUCUGUGAAGAAAUUAAGGAAGCAAGAAUAAAAAGAGGCUUAUCGGUAACAGCAGAACAAAUAAAUCCUCAUGGUACUGGAACUCGGAAGACAGAAACUAGAGUUGAAGAGGCAUUUCGGCACAAACAAAGAAAUCCAAUGGAUGCCUGGCACAACUCUGCAAAUAAAUUUCGAGUUCGGAGAAAAUCGAGGCGGCGAUCACAGUGGGGUAAAGGAAUUAUUAAAAAAAGGAAAGUCAAUAAUUUAAAAAAAGAUGACGAGGACACCAAAUUUGCAGACUAUGAGAAUCAUACGGGGGGCAGGAAAUUGCUAGAGAACGGAGAAUUUGAGCUAAGCACUGACUGCCAUGAAGAAAACGGAGAGGAGGCUGGAGACUUGUCUAUGACUAAUGAUGAGUCAUCAUGUGACGUCAUGGACAUGGACCAGGGGCAGAGGCUUAACAGUGGAGCGGGCACAAAAGAGAACUUUGCAUCCACCGAAGAGGAAAGUUCCAACGAGUCUCUCCUCGUCCACAGCAGCAGUUCUGUAAACCCGGGGCAGACUUCUGGGAAAGAGCCUUUCCUCAAAGGGAACUGUCUCAAUGGCGAGGCCUCCACCGACAGUUUCGAAGGAGUCCCAGCUCUGGAGUGCCAGAACGGCAAAGCAGAAGUAGUUCCUCUCUGUAGCAACGGUGAUAAAUGUAGCCCUGAACAGAAGAUUCUUCUGGAGGACCAGUCAAAAGAGAAACCAGAAGCCUCUAAUGAAGAUCAUGGAGAUGAUCCUGAGAAACUAGAAGCCCUGGAAUGUAGCAAUAAUGAGAAAUUAGAACCUGGUCCUGAUGUGGAGGUUAAAGACCCAGAACUGGAUAAAGAAGGUGCUUCUAAAGUAAAGAAAUAUCGUAAGUUAAUUUUAGAACAGGCAAAAGCAACAACCCUGGAGCUGGUUCCAGAAGAGCCUUCUGAGCCUGUGCCACCUCUUAUAGUUGAUCAUGAGAGAUUGAAGAAAUUGCUUGAUUUGUUGGUAGAUAAAAGCAACAAUCUGGCAGUUGAUCAACUUGAGAGAUUAUAUUCUCUUCUUAGUCAGUGCAUCUAUCGUCACCGCAAAGAUUAUGACAAAUCACAACUUAUUGAGGAGAUGGAAAGAACAGUUCAUACAUUUGAGACAUUCCUAUGAACUUUGCAAGAUGAGUGGUUUAUCCUCUCCAAUCUGCUCCUGACAGAGCAGUCUUCUGAGCCAUUCAAUUUCAAAUUGCACCAAUCGGGCAGAGCCUAGGUGUAAAGUGCUCUCUCUCUCUCUCAUUCUUUCUCUGUUGAAUUUGGUGCUAUUGUCUCAGGUACCUGAAACCAACCAGCCUACAAGAACCAAACAGAACUUCAGAAGUGUUGUAUUUUCCACAAGUAAAAAUACAACCCACAGAUCGGAGACCGUGGUGCUGCAGAAACUGCUCUCACUUGUGCUCCUCUGUUGGCGCUGCCCUUUCGGAGACGCUCUCGUAGGGAGCAGGCCAGAAACGGGAAACUGGAUGCAGGGGCAGUUCUAACUGUUGACUUGUUUAAACAGUGGGCAACCUGUUCUAUUUUUUCUCUUUUCUACCCCUUUUAUCAUAUUUGUUUCUAUUUUUUCCUCUGGGUAAUGGACUGAAACCUGCUCAAGAGUUGGUUAUGGUAUAUUCUGAUGGGAAACUGAAGAAACUGGAUGAAAUUAGAUUCGGCUCUUUAGAACUGCCUUUAAUGUGCCUUUUUAUUCAUUUGAGAAAGAUAAGGCUAAACAAAAGGAUGGGCUUGUUUGUAGCAAAUGAACUAGAAUGUUUUCUUUGGUCACAACCUUAAAAAUGUUUGAUACUCUGUGUCAGUAAGAGGCAACCAGUGUUUUGGUAUAAAAUGCCUAUCUUGUUUUCAGAACUCAGUCAAGAUACUUGGUAUGCCACAUAAUAUAUUAAAAAGGUAAGUUUUCCCGAAUGGCCUGUUUCUGUUUUAAAAACACAUAAUAAAACAAGUACAAAAAGAAUCCACAGUCCAC
This is a messenger RNA of Pipistrellus kuhlii (Kuhl's pipistrelle), 5686 nucleotides long. RefSeq names its product ATPase family AAA domain containing 2B (gene ATAD2B). Gene Ontology annotation, biological process: positive regulation of transcription by RNA polymerase II. Gene Ontology annotation, molecular function: ATP binding; chromatin binding; ATP hydrolysis activity. Gene Ontology annotation, cellular component: nucleus. Bases 479 to 4840 code for a protein of 1453 amino acids. Lineage: Eukaryota; Metazoa; Chordata; Mammalia; Chiroptera; Vespertilionidae. The record is from RefSeq and is a predicted model, not a curated record. The transcript is spliced from 28 exons.